Messenger RNA from Dibothriocephalus latus, 363 nucleotides. The record is from the annotation of a GenBank genome assembly. Lineage: Eukaryota; Metazoa; Platyhelminthes; Cestoda; Diphyllobothriidea; Diphyllobothriidae.
AUUUUAAUAAAAGUAGCUUACCGCCGACGCCUGGACUCUCUUUUCUUAUCCUUCUUUGCCGUCGAGUGGGAAGAUGGGGAUUUGCUCCGCCUGUUGGAGCCUGACCGGUACCCCGGUGUUCGACUUCUACCUCUACUCUUUGACGGAACUCUUGGAGGUUCUCGGCUUUCGAACCGCAACUGGGGGCUCGACUUGACAUCAUCAGCGUGCCCGCCCGGCUUGCGUCGCGCUCUCACUUUCAUGACGAGUCAGUCGGCCAUGACAAAAGAUGUUGGCGUGGGCAAAAUCACAAACAAGAUCUUCCUAGUCGGUGCGUGCAUGCUGGUUGCCAUGGUCACAUGCGUACAACGAUGUGCUAGCUAG